Molecule: messenger RNA, 6037 nt
Organism: Physella acuta
Lineage: Eukaryota; Metazoa; Mollusca; Gastropoda; Physidae
Product: dual oxidase 1
Biological process (GO): defense response; response to oxidative stress; superoxide anion generation
Cellular component (GO): plasma membrane; NADPH oxidase complex
Molecular function (GO): calcium ion binding; heme binding; superoxide-generating NAD(P)H oxidase activity
Source: RefSeq, a predicted model, not a curated record
AUGGCUGGAAAUAGUUGUUCGUCUUUCUUUUAUAAAUUAAAGAAGAUCGUUGCCAUACUUAUUUUACCUGUAUUUCUUUGUCUUUACGCCAAGACUAUUCAAAACAUCUCUCAAAUUAUACUUUCUUAAAACUUAAAUAAAUAAAAUUAAAUAAAACAAUAAAACAACGUAACAUUUACAAUCGCGCUAAGUUUUAUCUAAAACAAGGGCGUGUAACUCUGCCCCGACUGUAGCGUUAAGGAUACCGGAUCAGCAUAGCGUAUAAAGGAGCGGCAACCAACGAGAGAAAGCCGCAACAGAUCUCAGCUGUUAGUUCAACACUGGCCGUCAACCAGAAUGGGGCCAUAAUACUAGUGUUUACAUAUUGUGUGCAUCCAGAUAGACAGCAGAAGCCAGCAGUAUAAAAACUAUAUUCACUGAGAUCCCAGAAGUUGAGUUUCUAAACAUACAGAUUCACUAAGAAGAGCUGGAAAAAAAACCAAUAAAAACUCCACAAGUCUGAACCAUGACAGUCCAUCAUUGUAUGUACAUAGGAGCAUUAUGUGUGUAUCUAGUUUUAGGUCAACGUGAAGUCCCGGUCCAGCGUUUUGAUGGAUGGUACAACAACCCCCUCAACCCCAGCUGGGGAGGCGUAGGACGUCCGCUUGAGAGAAAUAUAACACCCACCUAUGAAGACGAGACCUACCAACUCUCCGGAUGGGAUCGCCCAAAUCCUCGACGAAUCAGCAACGAGCUGUUCGGGAACAUCGCUGGCGAGUCGGGAAUUCCCAACCAGAAAGACCUGACCGCACUCUUUGCAUUUUUUGGUCGUCUUGUUGAGUAUGAGAUACUGGACACCGAUGACGUCACCUGCCCCAUGGAGUUAGUCAACACUCCCGUGCCCCGCGGUGACCCCGACUUUGACCCCGAUUCCACGGGAAGGGAGAGCAUCCCGUACGAGCGAAAAGCCUACGACAAGAACACGGGCCAAUCGCCGAACAAUCCUAGGAGACAGCUGAAUGGUGCAUCUAGCUACAUCGACGGAAGUUUUAUUUACGGCAACAAUGUCGUUCGCACCGAGUUUCUUCGACAACCUAACAGCGGAAAGCUGGCCUGUGAGGACAAAUGGGGAAAAUUUCCACUGCGAAAUGAGGUCAACCUAAAAUAUCACCCUCUCACUUACAGCCACAAUACCGCCCCGGACCUUUGGCGUCUUGGAGACCCUCAUGUUUUCGAGAACCCGGCGUUGUUGGCAUUGAGCGUCAUGUUUUAUCGAUACCACAACAAAGUAGUCGAUAAAAUCUUAGAACAUCGCGCAAAUUUGACGAAUGAUGAAGUUUUUGAGCAGGCUAGACGCAGAGUCAUAGCUACAAUGCAGAAAAUAAUAGUCUAUGAUUGGUUGCCUAAGUUGAUUGGUCAUAGUUUGCCACCCUACACUGGUUACAAAUCUUCAAUGAAAAGUGAUAUCACAGAUAUUUUUGAUGCUGGCGCCAUCAACUAUAUAAUGACAUUAAUUCCAGCAGGAAUUAACCAGUUAGACAAGAAGUGUAGCAUUAGAAAGGAAGGAAAACACAAAGGAAAACGUCUGUGUCGGACAUAUUGGAAGGCUAUGGAGGCAGUGUAUGAGGAAGAAGACAGUGUCAAUGAUAUUUUGAAAGGUCUAGCAGCACAGUGGGCAGAGAAAGCUGACACAUACGUUGUUCAAGAUUACAGAAGUUACUUUUAUGGCACCGCAUACCACACGAGCAACGAUGCCGUGCUGCAGGCCAUCAUGAAAGGCCGAGAUUACGGUCUACCUGACUACAACACAGUCAGGCUCACCAUGGGGUUGCCUGUUAAAAACUCAUUUGAAGAAAUAAACACACAGUUGAAUGAAAGCAACCCACAGCUGAUGGAAACAUUCAAAAGGAUCCACAUGAAUGACCUGAGUAAGGUGGACAUGUUUGUUGGGGGCAUGAUGGAGACAACAGACGAAGGUCCUGGCGAACUCUUCACUCUCAUCCUCUAUGACCAGUUCAUCAGGAUCAGGGACGGAGACAGGUUCUGGUUUGAGAACAAAGAUAAUGGGUUGUUCAGUAGUGAGGAAAUAGCUGAGAUCCAGAGCAUCACACUCCAUGAUAUUAUUUACAAUGUCACACAGAUUGAGGACAAGUUCCUACAGAAGGAUGUUUUUCUUGUCUCUAAUGACACCUGUGCAGAACCUCAAACAUUUAAUGAAUCUCAACUUGCUCCAUGUCCCAAGAAUACUGAUAGAGAUUACUUUAAAGGGAGCGAAAUAGCAUACAUUAUCAUCUGGACUUGCAUUGGAUUGCUUCCCUUAUUGUGUAUUUUAACUGCAUUUAUCCUGGCCAAAUGCAAGAGGUGGCAGCACCAGAAACACCUCAACUCCAUGAAGAUAGAGAAGGAGAAGAAGAGAAUCUUGAGAAGGACAAUUUCCUGUAGUGUGUCUGUGCAUGAUGCCUUGGAAUGGCGAGGCUGUGAUGUAGAGCCAAGAUCAGUGGAACUACAUCUGACCAACAAAGGUUGUCUAGAGAUCUUUGCAACAAGCGGCAUGCACAUCAGGUCAAUCAAAAUCAGCUACCUGUCCACCGUUGCCAUUAAGAUGAGCUCCAACAAAAAGAGAAAUGUUCUGGCCAUUAUCAUGCCUAGAGAGUAUGACCUGGUUGUUGAGUUUCCCUCUGAGCCAAUGAGAAAUGAGUUCUGUACGGUGCUGUGUACGUUUGCCCAGACCCACAACGUAGACUUCUCUGUGAUAGAGCUGAGGCUACGAGACCUGUACAACGCUGCCACGACCAAGGAAAAAAGAAACAAAAUGCUGGAAAAGUUCUUCAAGACUGUCUUCUCUGAGGCAUUUAAUAUGGAUUACAAUCCUAACUUUGACACCAUACAACUGGACAUGAGGAAAUAUAGCCAGGAAAUUAUGGAGGUUGAACUGUCUAAGGAAGAGUUUGCUGAAGCCAUGGCUAUCAAGCCCAACUCCCUGUUUGUGGAGCACUUCUUCUCUCUGAUUGACUCCGAUAGGAACGGCUACAUUUCCUUUAGGGAGUUCCUCAAUGCUGUGGUCCUCUUCUCUAAAGGUUCAAUCAACGAGAAACUCCAGACCAUGUUCUACAUGUAUGAUAUAGAUGGCACAGGCUACAUGAGCCAGAAACAGAUUGGACAAAUGUUCAGGUCCCUGCUGGAGCUGGCCCAGAGCAACCUGGACUACGAGGAUGUCAACCUGCUGGUGGAGUCUCUGUGUAGCCAGUCUGGGAUGGAACCCAAGGAGAAAUACACCUUUGAGGACUUUGUCCACCUGCUCUCACCUGAGAUGAAUAAAUUAUCACACUCUUCUUUUGAUUGGAAGGGUUUGUCAAAUGUGCUGCCAAAAUCACCCAAGAAAAGCAGUGACAGUGACAUGCGCAAGAGGGGGUCAAUGGCAUCCCUGUCAGGGCUGGAGAAUGGAGGAGGGUCCAAGCUGGUUAAGAAGUUUGAGGCUGUGAGGGAGACGUACACGCCUGUCAAGGCCAAGAUGAAGCUGGUCAAACACUUUAUUGAGAACUACAGGCAGCACAUCUUCUUCCUCAUCCUGUUUUAUGGCGUCUGUGUCGGGCUGUUUGCUGAAAGGUUUUAUUACUACACAGUGGAACAGGAACACUCAGGCUUCAGGAAACUGAUGAGUUAUGGCAUCAGCUUUACACGUGGUGCUGCUGCUGCUAUGUCUUUCACAUUCAGUUUUCUACUGCUGACCAUGUGCCGGAACACAAUCACAUACCUGAGGUCAACAGCCUUGAACUUGUUCAUUCCGUUUGACUCACACAUCUCAUUCCAUAAGGUUGUCGCCUGGACAGCUUUAUUCUUCUCAGCUAUUCACGUCAUUGGCUACAGCUUCAACUUUUAUCACCUUGUCUCUCAGCCCACCAAAUACCUGUGUAUUUUUACAAGCUUGGUCUUCAGGAAUGAAAUACCUCUCACAUUCCAAGAAUGGGUCUUUGGAACCAUGCCAGGUUUUACUGGGGUCCUGCUAGUCCUAGUCCUGUGUGUCCUGUACACGUUUGCCACCCAGAUUGCCAGGCGCCACAUCUUCACCCUCUUCUGGAUGACCCACAAGCUGUUCAUUGCCCUGUACGUGCUGACCAUCAUCCACGGCGCCACCGUGGUCGUACAGAAGCCGAUGUUCUUUGCCUACCUGACCGGCCCCGCCAUCUUGUUCACACUCGACAAGCUCAUCUCUCUCAGCCGCAAGAAAACUGAGAUCUGCAUCUUAAAGGCACAAAACCUACCCUCAGACGUGACUAUGAUAGAAUUCAAACGACCCCCAAGAUUUGAAUACAAAUCUGGCCAGUGGGUGCGCAUAGCCUGCCUGGCACAAGGUAAAGAUGAGUACCACCCAUUCACCUUGACCUCUGCCCCACAUGAGGACACCCUGAAGCUCCACAUCCGAGCCCUGGGACCGUGGACCUGGAACCUGAGGCACAUAUUUGAUGAUGACAAGAGCAGCAAGAACUACCCAAAGCUGUACCUAGAUGGCCCCUAUGGAGCUGGCCAACAGGACUGGUACCAGUAUGAUGUCAGCGUACUGGUGGGAGCUGGUAUUGGGGUCACCCCCUACGCCUCCAUCCUGAAAGACUUUGUCCACAUGUCAUCCAUCAACAUGAGAUACAAGGUCAAAUGUCAGAAGCUGUAUUUCAUCUGGAUCACUGGCAGCCAGCGCCAUUUUGAGUGGCUGAUUGACAUCCUGAGGGAGGUGGAGGAGAUCGACACCGAGGGCAUGGUGUCUAUAGACAUCUUCAUCACACAGUUCUUUCAGAACUUUGAUCUUAGGACCUCCUUACUGUAUAUUUUUGAGGAACAUUUCCAGAAGAUGAAUGGGGGGAGAAGUGUUUUCACAGGUCUGAAGGCCACGACACAUUUUGGUCGGCCUCAGAUGAACAAAAUCAUGGACGCUGUCCAUAGGGCUCACCCACAGACAAGAAAAGUGGGCGUGUUCAGCUGUGGACCACCAGGUGUGACCAAAGGUGUGGAGCGGGCAUGUGUUGACACCAGCAAGGUCACCAAGGCCAUGUUUGAACACCAUUUUGAAAACUUUUAGGCCAAAUGUACCAGUGUGACCAAACUUGUUGAGCUUUUUUUUUAAUCACGACAUGACUCCAGAUAUUUUAAUAAUUUCCAACAAACUUUUUAUUUGCUCUUACAGCUAAGUGCCUUAGGAAGGAUACAAUUAUACUUUAUUCUUUAAGAAAAUCCAAACUAUUUUGGAAAAACCUUUUACAGUUUAAAAAAAAAUGCUUGUUUCAGUUAUAAAAAAAACAUUAACUUUACAGGCACUCUUAGAAGUGUCUAACUUAGCACUUUGUCUUUCCUUAUAGAUAAGUGUAGAAAUAUUAUUUAUAUGUACACUUUAUGCAAGUAUAGCCAUGUGUACUCAUACUGCUGAGACGUAUUUUGACAUACAUUUACUUGAUAUACAUUUUGAUCAUAUUUGUGAUAUAAUUUGUGAGUGUAAAUUUGUGUACAGUGUUGCCUGUUAUUUUACUGAUCUUGUUGUAAUUCUUACAUGCCAAAUGUUUUAUUUUAUAAAUAAUUGUACAUAUCUUUGUGAAUCCUUUUUACAUGUAUUUUGUUUUCAUUUUUGGUGAUAUAUUUCUAAGAAUUUUUUCCUCUAACUGAUAGAUUAGCUAGUUGUAGACAUAACUGGUGGGUUUUGUAAUCUAAGUGGUUUACCUUUAGUUUUUAAAAGAUUUCCAUAACUAUAUUUCCAUUCCAUAUUUUUAAUGAUUUAUGUUUUAAUGAAUGUAAUUUAUUCAAGAAAAAAUUAAUAAUUUGUUAAGAUGGUACAUGAUUUUCUUAAAAAUAAGAUUUUUUAAAUGCUUAGAACCAGAAAAUAUAACAAAAGUUUUAACCAUAAUUUAAAAAAAAGAACAAUUAUUAUAAUCCAUAAUUUUAAAGUAAGGACCGGAAAUUUAAUUUAUUCUAGAAUAAUAUGUUAGUAUUUUUGUGAUCAGAAACAUAGCUAAGAACCUAUUAAGUGUAUUAUAAAGCACUGCAGCAAAUUUUAAGAUCUGUCAUAUGUUAUCUA